GUUUGCCCACUCCCAAUGGAAACUCCUGCCUGUAGCUUUAAGAGGCGGGUCCCUCAGAGGGAGGGGCGGAGUCGCACGACUUGUUCUCUUUGGGACGGGAGGUGCUCCGCGCGCAGGAACACUCGAUCCGUGGCAACAAUCAUGGCAGAAGCUGAGACGCGCCAGAAGCUGCUGCGCACUGUCAAGAAAGAGGUGAAGCAGAUUAUGGAGGAAGCGGUCACCAGGAAAUUUGUUCAUGAAGACAGCAGCCAUAUUGUUUCCCUUUGUGCUGCGGUGGAGGCAUGCGUUUUGCACGGGCUGAAACGUCGAGCGGCGGGCUUUCUUCGAAGCAACAAAAUAGCCGCCCUGUUCAUGAAGGUGGGCAAGAGCUUUGCCCCGGCUGAGGAGCUGUGCAAGAAGGCCCAGGACCUGGAGCAGAUUAUCGAGACCAAACGAAGCCAAAGUUUGCAAAGCCAGGACAGCCUGCGCCGAAUGCCUCGGCUUCCCAGCCUCGCUCCCAAGGCCAUUAAGAACCUGUGGAUUAGGACAGCUCUUUUCGAGAAGGUGCUGGACAAGAUUGUCCUCUUCUUGGUGGAAAACAGCAGUAAAUAUUACGAGAAGGAGGCUGUUCUAAUGGACCCUGUAGAUGGACCCAUCCUUGCUUCUUUGCUGGUGGGACCUUGCGCUUUGGAGUAUACGAAGAUGAAGACGGCCGACCACUUCUGGACCGAUCCCUCGGCCGACGAGUUGGUGCAAAGGCAUCGCAUCCACAGUGCUCACUGCAGGCAGGACUCGCCCACCAAGAGGCCCGCGUUGUGUAUCCAGAAGCGUCACUCCAGCAGCAGCAUGGACGAGCGGCCCUCUCCCUCGCCAUCAGCGCGCGACUACGUCGAGUCGCUGCAUCAAAACAACAGGGCGACGCUGCUGUUCGGCAAAAACAAUGUGCUCGUUCAGCCAAGGGACGACAUGGAGGCUAUCCCGGGUUACCUCUCGCUGCAUCAGACGGCUGACCUCAUGACACUGAAGUGGACGCCCAAUCAGCUCAUGAACGGCUCCGUUGGCGACCUGGACUACGAACGAAGUGUGUACUGGGACUAUGCCAUGACAAUCGCUCUCGAAGAGAUAGUGUACUUGCACUGCCAUCAGCAAGUCGACAGUGGGGGCACAGUGGUGCUGGUGAGUCAAGAUGGCAUCCAAAGGCCUCCACUUCGCUUCCCCAAAGGAGGCCACCUGCUCCAGUUCCUCUCAUGCCUGGAAAACGGUCUGCUUCCGCACGGCCAGCUGGAUCCUCCUCUCUGGUCUCAGAGGGGAAAGGGAAAAGUGUUCCCGAAGCUGAAGAAGAGGGUUCCUCAAGGAUCUGGUUCUACAGACUCGGUCUCAGAUAAGGAGGAGGACGAGGCCACAGACUACGUCUUCCGCAUCCUCUUCCCAAACAGUCGGUCAGAGUUUGUUACGCCACCAGAUUUGAUGGAGCACAGCUCUGCCAUGUGGCACCCCUCCCUCAGGAAGUCUUCGUGCUUGUCCUGCUCCCAGGGCGGCCUCUCCGGUGGGUCCGCGCCCAAAGGCUGCAACCAAGAGAGGACUCCUCUCAAGCUGCUAUGUGACAACAUGAAGUAUCAGAUCAUCUCCAGGGCGUUUUACGGCUGGUUGGCGUACUGCCGUCACCUGUCCACCGUGCGCACUCACCUCUCGGCUCUCGUCAAUCACGCCAUUGUGUCGCCCGACGCGCCGUGCGAUGCGUACAAAGGCCUCACCGCAGAUGUGUGGCGGAUGUUCCUCCAGGACUGUACUACUUACAAGGAGCAGGAGCUGCUUCGUUUGGUCUAUUUCGGCGGCGUGGACCCUUCUCUGCGUAAGGAAGUAUGGCCAUCUCUUGGGCAUUACCAGUUUGGAAUGUCUGAAACAGAAAGGCAGGAGGUGGACGAGCGGGUGCGAUCGCGCUACCAGCAGACCAUGCGCGAACGGCUCGGCUGUGAGGAGAUCGUCCGGCAGCGGGAGAAGGAGCAGCACGCCGCGGCCUUAGCCAAGUGCUCCUCGGGGGCGAGCAUGGACAGUACAAGUUCAAAGAUGGUCCAUCACGACUCAACUGUCAGCAACGAGUCCCGGUCCUCCCAGAGUUCAGACAGGCAAAGUCUGGCUCGUCUGCAGAGUGACUCCAGCUGCAGCACGCAGGUGUUUGAGUCUGUAGAAGAGGUGGAGCAGAUCGAGACCGAAUCCAAGAGCGAAGAAGCCAAGCAGCCGCCAAAGACGACCAACGGGGCGCUCCAGAACGGCCCGAGUUCUCCCGACUCCGGGCAUCCCUCUUCCCGCAACUUCUCAGUUACUUCUGGCCUGUCGGACGGCUCGCUCAGCACAGAGGACGGCGCUGCGCCCGAGGCUGCUCCGAGAGCUUCGGCCAAACCUCCUCAGGAUGUAUGUCUGACAGAACAGGACAAACAAGAGAAACCAAAUGUGACCAAGACUGGAGCACGAGAUGUACUGGAAGAAUCCAACAAAUCGGAGGAUCCUGAAGUAGAGGAGGCUCAGUGUGGAGGUGGUGCCUCAGUAGAUAUUAAAGGAAGCGAAGUGCCUGACAAAGAUUGUAUGUCCACGCCAGGAACAUGUACAGAAUACCAAGACCACGCUGAACACAGACUGAAAAACGAAGACGCAAAGAAAACUGCAGGGGAGUGUCAGACUGAAUGGUGCAAAAUGGAGGACAAAUCCAGCCAAGGUGAGACGUCACAAGAGGUGAGAGGAGAAGCUGGCAUCAAAAAUCCCAGAACAAUUGAAGUUGACAAGAAACUGUCUUUAUCAACAGACACUCGGGUGUCGAGGGCAAGAGAAGCCUACUGUGCCUCUCAGAAGGCAGAAGCUCAGGUCCUGGCCGAGUCUGAUGAGUCUCCCUCAGCCAUAGAGAUGGAGGAGAUUCCCAAAGCCAAUGUUUCCAUGGUUCCCUGGAGCAGGAAGGCUCGCCGUGAGCCCUUGUCUUCCUCAGAGGACUCGGCCCCUUACAUGGAUAGCAGACCUGGGGGGGGGCAGGAAAAGCCCAGUCCAGAAGGAACUGAGUCCAUAUUGUCUGAGGAACCAGAGAUGGAGAGCCUCUACCCUCACUUUGAGUCUCUGGAUGGAUGUGCAAACACUGCAGAAGCCAGCUCGCAACAAUCUGCUGCGGGCACAUUCUCCCAAGAGCUUUUAGACUUGUACACGUUGAAUUUGCACCGCAUUGAGAAGGACGUCCAGCGUUGUGACAGGAACUACUGGUACUUCACUCCUGGAAACCUGGAAAAGCUGCGCAACGUCAUGUGCAGCUACAUCUGGAGGCACCUUGACAUCGGAUACGUUCAGGGCAUGUGUGACCUCUUGGCUCCGCUUCUCGUCAUUCUGGAUGAUGAGGCCAUGGCCUUUAGCUGCUUCACAGAGCUCAUGAAGAGGAUGAAUCAAAACUUUCCGCACGGAGGAGCAAUGGAUACUCACUUUGCCAACAUGCGCUCUCUCAUCCAAAUCCUGGAUUCCGAGCUAUUUGAGCUGAUGCACCAAAACGGAGACUACACGCACUUCUACUUCUGCUACCGCUGGUUCCUCUUAGACUUCAAGCGAGAGCUGGUCUACGACGAUGUCUUUGCAGUCUGGGAAACCAUCUGGGCGGCCAAGUUUGCCUCGUCCAGUCACUUUGUCCUCUUCAUCGCCUUGGCGCUGGUGGAGAUCUACAGGGACAUCAUCCUGGAAAACAACAUGGACUUCACUGAAAUUAUCAAGUUUUUCAAUGAGAUGGCCGAGCAUCACAACAUCCAGCAGAUUUUGACAUUGGCAAGAAAUCUGGUGUACAAGGUGCAGAUGCUGAUCGAGAACAAGUGACAGCGCCGUUUGUCUUCUAUUUCCUUCCAAUCAAAUGUAAUCAUCUGUAGCAGCAACGCACAUGCACAUACAUUCUAGUGUAUUACAAAUAUGCCUUUACCAUCAUUGGUUGCAGCCUUGAUUGAGCCUCACUGACUGUAUGCUCCUCGAUGUCAUUUGUGUCGUCAACAGGUCUAUGCUAAUAUUCUGCUUUAUUGAGUAAUUGUCAGUAUCUGCAAAUACAUACUAUGUGUUUUAUGUCAAACCCUUCAGUGUCCAACGUUAAUCAGAACAGACUUAAUCACGUUGUAAGUUAAGGUUAGUUGCACAUUUCACAACAAAAUCGAUCAGAGAUGAAUUCAAACUAUUUUGAAUGAAGAAAUACCGUGUUGCUUAAACUUGUUUAAUAGCCAAUGUUUCCAUAAUGAAAAUAGGAUGAAAAUAAACUAGUUUUACAGACAUGAUUCAAACCUAUUUAGAGCUGAGUACCACAGAAGUGAUUUUAUAUUGACAGUAUUUCCAAUGUCUGAGCUGCCUUCCUGCCUUGUUAUGUGCAUUGUGCUAAUCGUGAGAUCAUUAUUUGUUGAAUCAUCAUAGUCUUAUAUUUAAUAACUCACAUUUCAGAGUCCUCCAUUGUCUUUUCUUGCUGGGUUUUUUCUCUCCCCAUGAACAGCUUUAUUUUGUACAUUGUACCACUUUGAUUUUUGGAUUGUUUGUCAGUUUUGUUUUCGUGCAGAAAUUCUAUCAUUUAUAUUAUAAAGGCGAAGAACAGAGAACGCAGUGAUGUUUUUAGUUUUUAUGUGACCAAUUGCGGUGCAAAUGAAAAGUACAUGUCCCUGCUUGUGAAUGAUUUUUAACGUUGUUUGCCAAAUAUAUACUGGAAACGUAGCUGUGUUAAUGUUUUGGCAUAUUUAAGCAUUGAUGAUGACAAAUACUAUACAGUAUGUGCUUUUAACCAUUCAAUUAAUGAUUUCCCAAAAUGUCCCAAAUGCUUCCUAUUUAUUGCCUCUUUAUGAAUGUGGUCAAAUGGAUUGCAUUGAUGUUGCCAGCAAGCCUACUUGAAUUUAUUGUCACAUUUAUUUGCCAUCAUGAUUUUCUUUUUAUUUAUUAUUCUUAUUUAAUCAUGUUUUCACUCAGAUGUUGCUAUUUUGGUAAAACUUGUAUUUUUAUUUUGUGCCAAGUUCUAACCUGUAUUGUAAGACAAAUUAUAUUCUGAGAGCUCAUAUAUAAUAUAUAUUAAAUGGUAUAUGUUAUUGUAA
This is a messenger RNA of Phyllopteryx taeniolatus (common seadragon), 5054 nucleotides long. RefSeq names its product small G protein signaling modulator 1a (gene sgsm1a). The record is from RefSeq and is a predicted model, not a curated record. Gene Ontology annotation, molecular function: GTPase activator activity. Gene Ontology annotation, biological process: activation of GTPase activity. NCBI's taxonomy places the organism in Eukaryota, Metazoa, Chordata, Actinopteri, Syngnathiformes, Syngnathidae.